CGCGCCAUGCGGGCUGGCUGAGCGGCGCCGGCCGCUCCAACUUUCCCGGGGAAGGAUGGCCUCCAAUUUCAACGACAUCGUGAAGCAGGGCUACGUGCGCAUCCGGAGCAGGCGGCUGGGGAUUUACCAGAGAUGCUGGUUAGUAUUCAAAAAAGCUUCAAGCAAAGGGCCAAAGAGGCUGGAGAAAUUCUCAGAUGAACGAGCUGCUUACUUUAGAUGCUAUCACAAGGUCACAGAGCUCAAUAAUGUGAAGAAUAUAUUACGAAUGCCAAAAAGCACAAAGAAGCAUGCUGUUGGGAUUUAUUUUAAUGAUGACACAUCGAAAACCUUUGCUUGUGAGUCAGAACUUGAGGCAGAUGAGUGGUGCAAGGUGCUGCAGAUGGAGUGUCUUGGAACACGAAUUAAUGACAUUAGCCUUGGAGAGCCUGACCUGUUGGCAUCUGGAGUAGAAAGGGAGCAGAGUGAGAGAUUCAAUGUGUAUUUGAUGCCAUCCCCUAAUUUAGAUGUGCAUGGGGAAUGUACCUUGCAGAUAACAUUUGAGAAUAUCUGUCUUUGGGACAUCCAGAAUCCCAGAGUAAAACUCAUCUCUUGGCCAUUAAGUGCCCUCCGACGCUACGGGCGGGACCCAUCUUGGUUCACGUUUGAAGCAGGGAGGAUGUGUGACACAGGAGAAGGACUAUUCAUCUUUCAGACCAGAGAUGGGGAAGCAAUCUAUCAGAAGGUUCACUCGGCUGCUUUGGCCAUUGCAGAACAACACGAGCGCUUGUUGCAGAGUGUGAAAAAUUCAAUGCUGCUUGAGUUAAAACUCCCCUCAGGGGAAGCAGUGCUAGCCCAGGACCAGGGGAGCACCAAGCUUCAGAUGAAAAUGAGCGAGCGAGCCGUGUCCCUCAGCACCAUGGUGCCCUUGCCCCGCAGUGCCUACUGGCAGCACAUCACGCGACAGCACAGCACUGGCCAGCUCUACGGUCUGCAAGAUGCUUCUAGCCCAGUGAAGCUUCAUCGCACAGACACUUUUCCAACCUACAGGUCAGACCAUCGAUAAAAGACUGUAAAGAACUUUACAGACUCUUUGUCUUCUGACAAACUGCCCCAGUGGAUGACAGUGAUGAUGAUAAGCAAGGAUGGAAACAUGGAAGAGUUCAGGUUGGAUGAAAAAUUCUUGCAAUACAAAGUUUUUUUUAAACUUUGCCAAAAGUUAAAACUAUUCUGUAGAUAUUGGGGAGGGGAACAAAACCAACAAACCCUCCAGUGUUUCUUUUGUAUCUUACAGCUGGACAGAGAAGAAAUCACUCCCUAAAUAUUUCCAAAUGUUUUUGUAUGAUAGGUAUGUUGUAAAUAUAUGAGAGUUUCUUGUUGUAGUGUGGUUCCAUUUUGUCUAUUACAGCUGUGUGUUCACUGAUGUCAGCUGUGUCACCCUUGUUUGUUGUAAUGCUUAUCUUUAGUUAUUUACAUUAUUGUUCAGCCUAAUCCUUGAUCUUUGAAAUGGUGGCCAGUUUUAAGCAGCUAUUGGAUA
Pygoscelis adeliae (Adelie penguin) is the source of this 1513-nucleotide messenger RNA. It is a transcript of the gene DOK5, whose product is annotated as docking protein 5. NCBI's taxonomy places the organism in Eukaryota, Metazoa, Chordata, Aves, Sphenisciformes, Spheniscidae. The coding region runs from base 56 to 1042 and encodes 328 amino acids. Gene Ontology annotation, biological process: cell surface receptor protein tyrosine kinase signaling pathway; positive regulation of MAPK cascade. The record is from RefSeq and is a predicted model, not a curated record. The transcript is spliced from 9 exons. Gene Ontology annotation, cellular component: cytoplasm.